CCACCGCCCCCGACCCAUAAUCCUCCCCAAUAGGCCAAACCACAAAACCAAAAAAACGCAAUAACAAAUAUCUCAGUGCGCCUCCCUUUCCCCGCUCUCCCCUCUCCUCGAGCCUCCUUUUUGUUCUCUUCUAGCGAAACCUAGGGUUAGGGUUAGGGUUUUGGGGCGGCAGCGGCGAGGCGGCGACGAUGCCGAUGGACGAGGUGCUGUUGGACGACAUCAUACGGCGGCUCCUCGACGCGCGCAGCGGGAGGACGGUGCGGCAGGUGCAGCUCGCCGACGCGGAGAUACGGCAACUGUGCCUCGCGUCGAAGGAGAUCUUCGUCGCGCAACCCAAUCUCCUCGAGCUCGAGGCCCCAAUUAAGAUUUGCGGAGAUAUUCACGGCCAGUAUUCAGAUCUGCUUCGACUGUUCGAAUAUGGUGGGUUCCCACCAGAAGCUAACUAUUUGUUCCUUGGUGAUUAUGUUGAUCGUGGAAAGCAAAGCAUUGAAACGAUAUGCCUUCUGCUUGCUUAUAAGAUUAAGUAUCCUGAAAACUUCUUUCUUUUGAGAGGGAACCACGAAUGUGCUUCUAUCAACCGUAUCUAUGGGUUCUAUGAUGAAUGCAAGAGGAGGUUUAAUGUUCGCCUAUGGAAGGUUUUCACUGAUUGUUUCAACUGCCUUCCUGUGGCCGCUUUUAUUGAUGAGAAGAUCCUUUGCAUGCACGGGGGUCUAUCUCCAGAUUUGAAGAACUUGGAUCAGAUAAGGAAUAUUGCUCGUCCUGUUGAUGUUCCUGACCAAGGUCUACUCUGCGAUCUGCUGUGGUCUGACCCUGAUAAAGAUAUCGAAGGGUGGGGAGAAAAUGAUAGAGGUGUUUCCUAUACCUUUGGGCCUGAUAAAGUUGCUGAGUUCCUUCAGAAGCAUGACAUUGACCUCAUCUGCAGAGCUCAUCAGGUUGUCGAAGAUGGUUAUGAAUUUUUUGCUAAACGGCAACUGGUGACAAUAUUUUCUGCCCCUAACUACUGCGGCGAGUUUGAUAAUGCUGGUGCUAUGAUGAGUGUGGAUGAUACUCUAACAUGUUCAUUUCAAAUCCUUAAACCAGCGGAUAAGAAAGGGAAGAUGGGCUUUGGGAAUAGUAUGUUGAAACCAGGAACACCUCCCAGAAAGGGUGGGAAGGGCUAACAAGAAGGAUGAACUACAUCGAUAUUUUCAUUCUCUCUUGGAGCUCACCUUCAGAAGGUGGUGGAGGUGAGGUUCCAACUCUUCUAACUACAUUAGCUGGAGUCCAGGCCAUGGGAUUAAGGAGGAAGUUGCAGGGUCUUGUGUAUCUUUUCUAUAUUUUGUCAACAAACUUAAACUACGGCCUGAGUAUUUGUAAAGUUAUUUCCAAAUGGUAACUUUUUCAUGGUCAUAUUUUGGUUGUAUUGGUGCUUAUAAAAUUCGUUCGAUCUUGGUA
This is a messenger RNA of Ananas comosus (pineapple), 1434 nucleotides long. Its product is annotated as serine/threonine-protein phosphatase PP1. Gene Ontology annotation, molecular function: protein serine/threonine phosphatase activity. NCBI's taxonomy places the organism in Eukaryota, Viridiplantae, Streptophyta, Magnoliopsida, Poales, Bromeliaceae. The transcript is spliced from 4 exons. Gene Ontology annotation, cellular component: nucleus; cytoplasm. Bases 189 to 1160 code for a protein of 323 amino acids. The record is from RefSeq and is a predicted model, not a curated record.